Messenger RNA from Mangifera indica (mango), 751 nucleotides. RefSeq names its product peptidyl-prolyl cis-trans isomerase-like. The record is from RefSeq and is a predicted model, not a curated record. Gene Ontology annotation, biological process: protein peptidyl-prolyl isomerization. Gene Ontology annotation, cellular component: cytosol; plasma membrane. The transcript has a single exon. Bases 76 to 594 code for a protein of 172 amino acids. Gene Ontology annotation, molecular function: peptidyl-prolyl cis-trans isomerase activity. Lineage: Eukaryota; Viridiplantae; Streptophyta; Magnoliopsida; Sapindales; Anacardiaceae.
UAAACCCUAAUUAUUCUCCACAUUGAAACGACGCUACACAAGUCUAACUAGUUUCUCUCUUUGUUGAUUUCAGAAAUGGCCAACCCUAAGGUAUUCUUUGACAUGACUAUUGGCGGUCAGCCGGCUGGGAGGAUUGUGAUGGAGCUCUAUCAGGACACCACUCCUCGCACCGCCGAGAACUUCCGAGCUCUCUGCACCGGCGAGAAAGGCGUCGGUCGCUCCGGCAAGCCACUCCACUACAAAGGAUCAACCCUCCACCGCGUGAUCCCCGGAUUCAUGUGCCAGGGGGGCGACUUCACCGCCGGAAAUGGUACCGGAGGUGAAUCAAUCUACGGCGCCAAGUUCGCCGACGAGAAUUUCGUUAAGAAGCACACCGGACCGGGAAUUCUCUCCAUGGCUAAUGCCGGACCUGGAACCAACGGAUCUCAAUUCUUCAUCUGUACUGCCAAGACCGAGUGGCUCGACGGAAAGCACGUGGUGUUCGGCCAGGUGGUUGAGGGCAUGGACGUGGUGAAGGCCAUUGAGAAGGUUGGAUCAAGCUCCGGCAGGACUUCGAAGCCCGUUGUGGUUGCUGACUGCGGUCAAUUGUCUUAGAUCAAAAAAUAAAAAGCGUAGGCUUAGAUGACGAUCAUGAUUCUAGCGAAUCAUGACGGAUGACUAUGAUAUCUAUGAUGUGGGUGUGUUCAGUUUUAAUUUCUCUUGUUUGAUGUGGCUGUGUUUCCUGUCUUUAAUUGAGCUGUGUUUUCAAUAA